Coregonus clupeaformis (lake whitefish) is the source of this 4996-nucleotide messenger RNA. RefSeq names its product pleckstrin homology domain containing, family H (with MyTH4 domain) member 2 (gene plekhh2). The coding region runs from base 197 to 4636 and encodes 1479 amino acids. The transcript is spliced from 30 exons. Gene Ontology annotation, cellular component: cytoskeleton; cytoplasm. Lineage: Eukaryota; Metazoa; Chordata; Actinopteri; Salmoniformes; Salmonidae. Gene Ontology annotation, biological process: negative regulation of actin filament depolymerization. The record is from RefSeq and is a predicted model, not a curated record. Gene Ontology annotation, molecular function: actin binding.
CUCUUUCAACUUAGUGCUGAAAUGAAAAGUUUAGGAAAGGAAAAAAAACUAUUCGAUUUUAUUCCGUAAUUAGGAUAAUACGACAUGAACAACAAGUGGAAUAUGGAUGGAAUAACUGAAAUGGAGUAACAUCUCUCUCACCGUCUGUCUUUCGUCAACCAUUUUCAGGGGGCUGGAGGGGACAGGGACAGGGGCCAUGGCCGAGGCAGAGGAGGCCCUGGGACAGGAGGACUGGAAGGAGAAGUGUUUCGUCCUGGAAGCCCUCCUCAUGAAGUUCCGGGUGCAGAUCAUCAAGAUCAGAGAGCUAACGGCAGACAAGAUUCAGCAGCUGGAGACGCAGGUGAUAGAGGCAGAGAAAUGUGCCUUCAAAGCUCACCAGCAGGUGCAGUGGAUGGAGGAGAAAGUGAAGGCCCCAGACGGUCAGUCAGGUGACUCUGAGGUGCGGUUGUUCAAACGCUGUCAGGACCUACAGUCUCUCCUACAGGAGAAGGAUAAUGUCAUCACCCUGCUGGAGACACAACUGGAGGAGCAGAAACAGAUCCGAGCCCAGGAUGCUAAGACUGUGGAGGAGAAAGCAGCCAAGAUCAAAGAGUGGGUGAUGCUGAAGCUGUGUGAGUUUGAGGUGGAGAAUGCUGCUCUGAGAGAGACCAACAUUCAGCAGGAGGCUCAGAUCCAGGAGUUACAGAAACAGAUGCAGGCCCUGGAGCAAAAGCGAGGAGGUGGUGUCCAGUCCAAGCCCGGGGAAGCCCAGCGUCUCAGCAGCUUGACGUUUGGCUGUUUCCAGGUACGAGGGAAGAACCCCCAGGUCCUAACAGGCCCCGAGCCCGCCCAGAGGACCCUCAGAACCCAGCUCGAGGCCGAAGGGGGGAACAACACUGAUAACACCAAUACAGAGACAUCAGUCUCCUCCGGGGCAGAGAGUGGAGGCCACAGACCAGCGGACGCUACCUCAGAGGAGGAGACUGAGAGUGUGUGUGAGAGCACAGGAGGGCCAGAGUCUCGUUGUGUGUCCUCUGUGCUCUCCAUUGCUGCUUUGGAGGGCGAGGGUGGAGGUUUGUGUGAAGGGGAGGGGUGUCCGCUGAAGUACAGCCGUCCCGGCAGCGAGACCUACCUCACAGCGUCUGAUGACAGCAGCUCUCUGUUCGAUGAUGACAUGGAGCGUACCAAGCUCCCCCACUUCCACCUGCCGGGGUCCGGGGAGGGGGGGCUGACGGAGAAGGAGGGGGUCAGGGAGAGGAAACUUGAGGAUUGCUCCUCGGACGAACUCAACAAACGCUUCCAGUCCCAGAGACUAGACUCCUCGUCCUCCUCCAGUGACCCCUCCAACACCCCUAGCCCCAUCCUCACCCCCAAGCGCCCCACCUCCACCCAGGACUCCAGAGACCCCCCCGCCUCUCCCAAGCAGCCCCGCCUGCGGACGCCCGCUGGGUUUGGCGUGAUGAGCGUGGCCCUGGCCAAGAGACACCUGAGCCAGCCGCCAAUCAGCACGGAGGCGGCUCAUGGACGGACGCGCAACGCCAUCAGCAUGCUCCGCCCCCUUAGGCCCCAAGAGACCGACCUGGAUCAGGAACAGGAGGUCGGCAUGGAGACGGGUAGAGACACGCCCCCUCAGCCAGCCACCAAGCCAACCUUGCGCACCUCACCAGCCUCACUCGCCACGGACAAAGACGAGCCCCCAGAGAGCCCAGACCUCCCUGCCACGGUGCCAGGGAGCAAGCCACCGACACCCCCUCUACACAGGUUCCCCUCCUGGGAAAGCCGGAUAUAUGCAGUGGCUAAGUCUGGCAUCAGGCUGUCAGAGACCUCAUGUACAGACCAGGCAAGCAAAGACCCCUCCCUCCAGUCCUCGUACCCUGCUUUUGUGCUUUACACAUCCCUCAUCUAUAAGAACAUGACCACGCCUGUUUACACUACACUGAAGGGGAAAGCCACUCUGCUGAGCAGUAGUCCGUUCUCAGAAGAGUCGUCCAGCUCAGAGGAGUCGUCCAGCUCAGAGGAGUCGUCCAGCUCAGAAGAAGAGGAAGGAUCUAAAUGUAGCUCACACACCUCUAGAUCCGGCUCCCGCAAAAACAGCAACCCCGGCAGCCCCCGCUCCCUCAAGAGAGCUGUGUCCAUGUCGUCCAUGACAUCAGAGAGUGACUAUGCCAUUCCUCCUGAUGCCUACUCUACUGACACAGAGUGUUCUGAGCCAGAGCAGAAACUCCCAAAGACCUGCUCCAGCACCCGCGACAACGGCAAGAAUGAGCCCAUGGAGAAGUCAGGGUACCUCCUGAAGAUGGUGAAAACGUGGAAGAAGACUUGGAAGAGACGCUGGUUUGUCCUCAAAGAUGGAGAGCUGCUCUAUUACAAGUCACCGAGUGAUGUCAUCCGGAGACCACAGGGUCAGAUUGAGGUCAACACCACCAGUAGUAUCGCCCGCGGCGACGGGAAGCAAGUGCUCCAGAUUGUUACAGGGAAGAGAGUAUACUAUCUGAAGGCAGACUCUCCCAACCUGCUAGAGGAGUGGCUGAGGGUUCUACAGAGUGUUCUGAGGGUCAAAACAGCCAGCCCACUGUUCGCUCAACCUGAGAUACGACCCGGGAUGAAGGGCCAUCUCAUCAAGGUGAAACAUGGCUACUCCAAGCGGGUGUGGUGUGCCCUCAUCGGUAAAACACUCUACUACUUCCGCAGUCAGGAUGACAAGUUCCCCCUAGGUCAGAUCAAGCUGUGGGAGGCUCGGGUGGAGGAGGUGGACAGGUCACGUGACUCGGAUGAGGAGCUGAAGUCAUGCGGGAGGGGCUUACAGGCCACGCCCCACACCAUAGCUGUCCAUCCCCAGGAGCAGGGCCCCACCUACCUGCUCAUUGAAUCCCGACAUGAGAAGGAGGCUUGGCUGUAUCACCUGUCGGUGGCAGCGGGCAACACGGUGGGCAAGGUUGGCACAGAGUUUGAGCAGUUGGUGGGCCAACUGCUCAAUGUGGAGGGAGAACCAAACUCUCAGAUAUGGAGAAACCCCAUGCUGUGUUUCAGUAAAGAGGGUCUGUCAUCUCCACUCACCACCCUGCCCUCUCAGGCCCUGCAGACUGAGGCCAUCAAGCUCUUUAAGACAUGCCAGCUCUUCAUCAACGUGGCAAUCGAUGCUCCAGCCAUUGACUACCACGUGUCCCUGGCCCAGAGUGCGUUGCAGGUGUGCCUGACCCACCCAGAGCUACAAAACGAGUUAUUUUGUCAGCUCAUCAAACAGACACGCAAGAGACAGCCCCAAGGGCAGCCCUGGCCCUUGCAGGGAUGGCAGUUCCUGGCUCUGUGUGUGGGUCUCUUUCUGCCCCAGCACCCCUUCCUUUGGCUGCUGCAGGUACACCUUAAGAAGCAUGGAGACUCAAGAACAGAGGUGGGUAAAUACGCCAUCUACUGUCAGAGGUCGGUAGAGAGGACCCAGCAAAAGGGUGAGCGUCAGGCCCGGGCGUCCCGUAUGGAGAUCCUGUCUAUCCUUCUCAGGAACCCAUACCACCACUCACUGCCCUUCAGUGUACCUGUUCACUUCCUCAACAACACAUACCAGGUAGUGGGCUUUGAUGCCUCUACCACAGUGGAGGAGUUUCAGUGCAGACUGAACCAGGACACAGGCAUGAGGAAAACUGGUCAAUCAGGCUUCAGCCUCUACACGGACGACCCUACUGGACGAGAGCUGGAGCACUGUCUACAGGGGGGCAUCAAGAUCUGUGACAUCAUCUCCAAAUGGGAGCAGGCCUCCAAGGAGCAGCACACGGGCAAGUCUGAGAACACCAGAACUUUCCGGCUCACCUACAAGAACAGGCUGUACUUCUCUCCUCAGGUGCGAGGUGAGUCAGAGAGAGAGAGGCUGCUCCUGGCCUAUCAGACGAACGAGGCCAUCAUAGCAGGACACUUCCCUGUCAACAAGGAGCUGGCUCUUGAGAUGUCUGCCCUGCUAGCCCAGGUGGAGUUUGGAGAUUUUGAGCGUCCGUUCUCCACCCCAGCCAGCCCCAACUCAGCCCAGACCAAGUCUAACCAGACCCUGAAACAGGUACUGGAGAGGUUCUACCCAAAACACUACCGCAGGACAUCCACUGAGGAACAACUCAGGCAACUGCGCCAGCGUCUGUCCACCCGAUGGGCAUCACUCAGGGGUCGAAGUUCAUCCGAGUGUGUACGCAUCUACCUGACUGUGGCCAGGAAGUGGCCCUUCUUCGGGGCCAAGCUGUUUGAAGCGGAGUCCAUCACGCCCUCUCCAGAGCAGGGUGCCCGCCUGUGGCUGGCAGUGCACGAGGAUGGCAUCAGCGUGCUGGAGCACAACUCCAUUAAACUGCUGGUGUCCCACCCUUAUAAGAGCCUGGUGACGUUUGGAGGCUGCAGGCAGGACUUUAUGCUGGUGGUAGGCCAGAGCAUUGGCAGUAAUGCUACCAAAGACAAGCCCACAGAUAAACACCUGUUCACUAUGGCCACCUCCAAGAUCAGGGAGAUUACCCUUCUCAUCUCCAGCUACAUCAACAGUGCCCAUCAACAGAAAGCCGCCACCCACCACCUCUCUGCCCCUGCCUUACUGGUGGCUCAGCCUGUCAAUCUCAAGAGCAAAGAGCUAAGGAGUAAAUCACCACCAGCAGCGGGCAGACCUAGCAAGGCACCUACUCUCCUGUGAUCGCCCUUCUAUAAGCUGCAAGUACAGCUACAUACAUUUACUGUAUAUCAGGCCAGGGGAUCAGCAGAGUACAUGGAAUCAGGGUUGUGUUAAGUAGGUACGAAAUGGAGUGAAACAGGGAGGUACGAUCUUAACCUGUCCAAUAAGAAACAACCAUUUUCUUUUCCCAUUUUGAACUGUAUGUUACUUGUUUCUUAUGCGCGUUGUCCUGUUCAUGCUGUAUGUCAUUCCCAAAUACUAGCUUAUACUGUAUGUUUUAGGUAUUUAUUUUGAUAUGCCAUACAUUUAUAUAAAUGUAGAAUGCAUCUUUCAAUUGUCAUUAUUGUACAAAUAUUUAAAUAAACGCCAUUGGCAAACUGA